Coniophora puteana RWD-64-598 SS2 is the source of this 2064-nucleotide messenger RNA. RefSeq lists its product as uncharacterized. NCBI's taxonomy places the organism in Eukaryota, Fungi, Basidiomycota, Agaricomycetes, Boletales, Coniophoraceae. The record is from RefSeq and is a predicted model, not a curated record. The transcript is spliced from 11 exons. The coding region runs from base 160 to 861 and encodes 233 amino acids.
UGAGUUGAAAUUGUACUAUCCCCGCUUCACGCAGCUUCACGCCUUGUUGACGACUGGCUCCUCGCCCUCGACUAGCUCAGGCUGUCGCGUGUAACAUCGCAACCUGUCCCAUUUCACUCCUCUCCUUCAUUGACACUUGUGUUUAUUUUUUUGUCUAUCAUGACUAUCCUAUUCACGAAUUUACGACUGAUUGCUUACGUCUUUGUUUUCCUGCUGUCUGGCACUGUGUUGGGCCUUGCAGCAAAUUUUGCUCGGCUCUUUCUUCCUGAUAUCAACCAUGACUUCACCAUUUUCUCCCUCGUCGUACCAUCGCUCACCAUACUAUUAUUCAUGUUAUUAGUACAAUUCGCGCAGCCUAUUAUAGAGGUUGCCGUACACUUCGUGCUCGGAGUUCUCUGGCUCGCGAUGGGUGCAUGGUCAGCCGAUAUCAUAGGAUAUGUGCAGUGUUAUGCCCUUGGGGGACAGCAGCAGCCGACCAAAGAUGGGACUAUGGAUGCGCGUGCCUACUGCUAUGAGAUGAAGGUCAUCGAGGCAUUCUCGUGGGCAAUCUUCGUAUCGCUGAUCUUCUUUUUCAUUAUCAUCAUUGCUUUAACCACCCGGGCAGUGGCCUUCGGUCGCCGAUAUGCCUGGCACGAACAUAUAUCUCAGCUGGGGUGGUUCAAUCAGUUUCCCGGAUACCCGACCGAAGUAGUAUAUCCUCAGGCUCAACCCAUGAACUACAACUCGUACUCUGGCCAACCAGGCACACCGUACAACGCUAUGUCGGGCAAUGUCAUUCAACAGAUGCCUGGCCACUCUGUUGUCAUACAACCUGGCAUAAACGGUGGAAUGCCAACUAUUUCUCAAGUUCCUUCUGUAUAGAGACCACAUUCCACCACAUUCUUCGUACCGUGAAGAUUAGGUGUUCUCUCUAUCAUUGCUUUGCAACUGCUUUGCUCUUCUUGCUUAUCAUAUCGUUUCAGAAGCGAUCAUCAAAUGUUUACCAGAGUUACUAUUGAUGUUUGUACUAUGUUACCACGCUUGUUUGCUUCUCACCUCAUCCGCAUACUUCAUCGCAUAAAAUGCACUGCUCGCAGGCCUCGUGCACCUAUACCCCUAGCGAAGUGCCAACUAGCAUCAUAUAAUUCUAUAAGCUCGAUGCAAGUGGACUUGGAGUGGACACGUUCCGGGAAUCCAGUCGCCUGUAUUGAAAACGCGCAGAUCCACGUGCCCAUACAACAAUUGACCGUUGCCUCGUGUUGUUCGCCGGCAUGCUGUUCUCGUGUCCAGGUAUGUAGGACCUUAAUCCAAUCACGAUAACGCCCGUUCGCGCCGUUCCCACCUCCAGUUUACUUGACCUUUAACCUCCUACAAUCAACCAUGGCCUUGUUCAGCGAGCAUCCAGUCAGACAUGUUCUCAAAGCUAUUCUCGCUUUGGCGGCGGUGCAUGUCAUCAUGAAGUUCAUGCCUCAGUCUAUACGUUUGUAGCAUCUCUCGUUAUAUGUGAAGUUUACCAAAAGAAUGUGUUGCAGAAAUCCUCCAUUUGACUCAAACAUCUGUCACCAUUAUGGCCAUAGCAGCGUUGGUAUUCCUCGUUGUGCUGCAUCAUAGGAGCGAGUCCGGCCGGGUUCUGUCCCAGACUCAGGAAGAGAUGAUCAUUAUUGCUGCAUUUGGUGCUUUUUGGUUCGCUUUCCUCAUAGCGAUGCGGACAUUCAAUCAGUCAAGCGUUGACGUCAAUCUGGCUCACCCUAGGAACAUGUUCUCUCCAGGUGCUCGGGAGUCUGCCGCCGCCGCCAGCGGAGCUCAAGCAAAUGCUGGAGGUUACCGCGGCGCGCAUGAUGGUCGAUACGGGCAGCCGCAGGCCGGUUUCCGUAAUUCGCACCCAUGCAAUCCGAAUGACGCCUACUGUGUUGUUGAGGAGUGGACCUUCUACUGAGCUCGCUAAGACCUAUAUGCGGGGGCGCAAUAUCUUGACCUGGCUUGUGGGGAGAGUGCAAUGACGAUUUUAGGUUACGAGUAUGUAACACGGAAACGAUGAAUAUAUCGUGAUUAAGAGCCAUGUUGCUUGUCUGCAAAGCAAUGCUG